AUGGGCCGGCGCAACCAAAUCGUAGCGUCCUUGCUAACUUUAGCAUGCGCGACUUCUACCGCCCUUGCGAACAAGAAAGUCUUCAAUAUUCACGACGAUCUACUCGCGUUUCCUCAAUACCAAGUCCUUUUCCCUGACGAAUAUGUUCUUGACUCUCACGCGAAAGAAUUACUACGGACGCAAAGUAGCCCUCCCGUUUCCGAUGACCAACAGGGAAACUCUCUACAAAAGCCGCAGAUCCCGCUAAAGCCUCGCACAGAUGAGUCGCAAGAGCACAGCCCGCAACAGGAAGGAGGACUGCAGCUCACAUACGAGGAGCUAACCCUCCAAGGCCAACGAUUCCUCUGUCAAAUCCCGCAAGUCGAGAAAGACGAAAGGGAGCUGGCUCGGGCGACGGACCGCGGCUUGGAACUUCUUAGCGAGAUGGAAGGGAAAUGCAUGUACUAUGUUUCGGGCUGGUGGUCGUACUCGUUCUGCUACAAGAAGCAGAUCAAGCAGUUCCAUGCGCUGCCUUCUGGCAGUGGGAUCCCUAACUAUCCUCCCAUGGAGGAUCCGGCAACGCAUUCGUUUAUCCUGGGCCGGUUUCCCCGGGCCAAUGAAGAGGAGGAUGGUGAAGCUGAGCGCAAAAGGCCGGCCGAGGCGACAACAACAGCAACAACGACGGACGUGGCCGAGCUCCAGACGAAGGGGGGAUCGCGGUAUCUGGUGCAGCGGUUGGAGGGCGGGACUAAGUGCGAUUUGACGGGGAAGAACCGGAAGAUUGAGGUUCAGUUCCAUUGUCAUCCCCAGUCGACGGAUCGCAUUGGCUGGAUCAAAGAGCUGACGACUUGCUCCUACUUGAUGGUCAUUUACACCCCGCGCUUGUGCAAUGAUGUCGCCUUCCUACCCCCACAGCAGGAGGAGCUCCAUUCAAUUGAGUGUCGCGAGGUUCUCUUACCUGACCAGGUUCCCGACUGGGAGGCGAUGCGGCAGUAUCACCUGGCCCAGAGACUUGUCGAAUCGUCUGCUACUACGUCAGAAUUUCCUAUCGUCGGUGACAUUGAGGUCGGUGCCAAGAAGCUCGUGGGCACCGAAGGCAAGGAAAUCGAGAAAGGCCGCGUAGCUUCCGCCGGAGAAGAGAAGGUGGAAGUGGUGGCCAAACGCGAGAAUGAUCGAAACCCUGAGACCCGACUCGAAGAGCUCGCUCAGGGUAAGGACUGGACAUUGGAACACGUCACGGCCAAUGGCGAGCGUGGAUUGAGAGGCAUCGUGGACACCGAUGAAGAUGAAGAGGAGGAAGAAACGGGAGCCAAGUCUGGAACAGAGUCGGAGGACCAUGGCACAACGGAAAAGCCGCAGGAGAAGGCUCCCGCCGAGAAGAAAGUUCCAGAGAAGGAGGUCCUAGAGGCUAAACCGAAGGACGAGCCAAAGGGGGAGGAGCUGCCUGCGGACAACGCGGAAGAGGGCAGUGAGGAAAUCUUCAAAGAUGAACUCCGGAAUUCUAUCCCGGUUUGCCAGCUGACGGCGCCCACCAUGGGUUUCCUCGGUGUGUACACGGCCCUUUAUGACUAUCACCCUCAGGCGCAAGGUGAAUUAGAGCUUCGCGAGGGUGACCUAUUAUACCUCCUGGAGAGCAACGACGAAGACGAUUGGUGGAAGGCCAAGAAGAAGGCGGAACACGAUGAUGAGGACGAGCCCGAAGGUCUUGUGCCUAAUAACUACAUAGAGGAGGCCCAGCCAAUUCACUCUGCCAAAGCGCUAUUUGAUUACACACGCCAAACAGACGAAGAGGUAUCCUUCUCCGAAGAUGCAGAACUGGUGGUGUACGACAUAUCGGACCCGGACUGGACCCUAGUUGGGGUCAGCGGGGAUUUCGGUUUCGCCCCGGCAAAUUAUAUCGAGAUUGUUGAACAGGCUGCCCACGCUCCCGCAGCAUCAUCUGUUCCUGCUCCUCCCGCCGAAGCCGCACCUCCGACACUCCCGCAGCGCCCAACGGCGGCACCGACAGAAGAGGCCAGCAGCCCUGUCUCAAGCUCGCCCAUCGGCACCGUUCAGAACCCAGCCGCCGCAGCGAUUGCUGAUAUAAUUCACAAACAGCAUGCAGAGCCCGAAGCCACCAGGGCAGUGCCGCCACCCCCGCAGCCCCAGCCAUCGUAUGAGCCCGAACCAAGCUAUCAGCGGGAGCCUUCGCCGCCGCCGCCGGCCCUCCCACAACGUCCCCCGUCCCAGCAGAUAUCUCCGCGUGUAGAGUCUCCCCGGUCCCCGGGUCUCCCGACACGCCCUCCUCAGAUCACCUUGGUGCAGGAGCAGGAUAGUAAAGGACAUGUGAAAGAGUCCCCGCCGUACAACAGAGUCGGCCCUGCACCCCGUUCUCCUUCCGGCUAUCACAUCUACAAUGUCAAUGAAAUGGUUGAGGUGAUGGGCAAAAGGAAGAAGAUGCCGACAACCCUGGGUAUCAACAUUGCUACUGGGACGAUCUUCAUCUCGCCGGAAGACGAUGGGGAAGAGCAGGAAUGGACAGCUGACAAGCUGUCUCAUUACUCCAUUGAAGGGAAGCACGUUUUUGUCGACCUGGUUCGCCCCAGCAAAAGCAUUGAUUUCCAUGCCGGCGCAAAAGACACCGCCAGAGAGAUUGUCGCGGCACUUGGUGAAAUCUCCGGAGCCUACCGCGCAGAGGGCUUGAGGGAAGUCAUUGCGGCUGGCUCCGGUGGGGGAGGACAGAAGAAGGGUCAGAUUCUCUAUGACUUCAUGGCACAGCAAGACGACGAAGUGGGUGUAAGUGUUGGCGAUGAAGUCAUCGUCCUUGAUGACACCAAGUCUGAGGAAUGGUGGAUGGUCCGGCGCGUGAAGAAUGGCAAGGAGGGCGUAGUCCCAAGUAGCUAUGUCGAGAUCACCGGCUAUGCCUCCAGCAGUCAGCCAUCAGGCGUUGACUCGGGCUUGUCGGCAGUGGAGCGAAACCGUCUCGAAGAAUCAAGGUUGGCCAAGGAGGCUUUGCGCAAGUCACGAACCGAUUCAAUUGAUUCGCCCCGCGGAGAGCAUCACAAGCGUGACAGCCGUAGCAGCCAGAAGUCGAAGCCAGACCCAACCAAGACGAGACAAUGGACCGAUCGUACCAAAACUUUCACUGUGGAGGCUCAAUUCAUCGGCCUGCAAGACGGUAAGAUCCAUCUGCACAAGAUGAACGGGGUCAAGAUCGCGGUCCCUAUCCCGAAAAUGUCUAUUCAGGACCUGGAAUACGUUGAGAAGGUGACGGGAGUGUCACUGGACGAGGACAAGCCACUCUCCGACAUCAAGCGUCGUUCAACACAGCGAGAACCUGAAAGAUCCCGACCUUCGGCUGAGAACAAACGCUCCGAGUCUGCUGGAGCUUCGUUCCAGCAGUCCGAUUAUGAUUGGUUCGAUUUCUUCCUGAAAGCAGGAGUCGGUCCACACCAAUGUGAGAGGUAUGCGCAGAAUUUCACCAAGGAUUCGAUGGACGAGAGCAUUCUUCCGGAUAUUACGCCAGAAGUACUUCGCACGCUUGGCUUGAAGGAAGGCGAUAUCUUACGAGUGAUGCGCCACCUAGAUACCAUGUUCAGUCGUACCGGAGCCAAGUCUAAGUUGCGCAACGUAAGCUUCGGCGGAGAGGAAGUCAUCAGCAAUGGUGAGGACGGCGGUAGCCUCUUCGCGGGUCCGGGAGGCGUUCUGCGCAACAAUACGCGUAAGGGCAGGCCAGCGCCGGCUGUGCAGACCGGAGAUGUGGUCGAUCCCAAGGCUUUCGCGCAGAAGGAAGACUCUAACCACGCGGAGCCAAAGGAAGCCUCUCCAACUUCUGCGGCUCCGGAAAAGCCUGUCCAGCGUGGUUUUGAUGACGAUGCAUGGGAGGUCAAACAGCCUAAGCAGACUGCUCCCGCGCCAGCUCCAGCAGCUCCAGCAGCUCCAGCGGCUGCAACGCCGGCUUCCCCUGCUGCAGCCUCGCCCGUGACAACGCAGCCACCACAACAGCAACUUACAGGGGCAAUGGCAGACUUAUCCGUGCUUCACCCUCCGCUACAGCCAACUCCUACCCAACCGACUCCCGCUUCACAACCUCCGUCACAGGCACCUCCAGUCAUUCAGCCUCAGCCAACUGCUGUACCCGCGCCUGCCCCCCAACAGCCACAACAAACGGGUGCUACUCCCGGUUUCUUCUCUCAAUUGGGUCAGCCGGCACAGCAGCCGCUCCAGCAGCCACUCCAGAACCCCACGCAGGGAUUCAGUCCCCAAGCCACUGGGUUCCAACAAGCUUCCAGACCACGCCCGCACGCUCCUCAGACUAUGGGUCAAAAUUCGCUGCUUCCCCCUCCGCCUCAGCGACCACUUUCUGCACCCCAGAACUUCCCUCAACAGCAAAGCUCUUUUGGCCUCCCUCCACUGCAGCCUCAGCUGACAGGGCUACCUCAAGCUGGACCGCCACUCGCUGCUCCAGGUCAGAGUCUGGCCGAACUAAACCAGCAGCGGUUCCAGCAACCACUCCAACCACAGCCAACUGCGUUCAUGCCCCAAAAUCAGUUCCAAAAUGGCUUGAUGCCACAACCCACUGGUUUCCAACCGCAAUCUCAAUUUGGAAUCCAGCAGCAACAGCAACAGCAAGUGGGCUUCCAGGGACUUGCCCCGCAACCCACUGGCUUCGGUUUCCAGGCACAGCCGCAACAGCCAAUGCAAACCGGCAUCAACUCCGUCCUUCCCCAACCCCUGCAGCCUCAACCCACCGGUAUGAAUGGCGUUGGCAGCAUGCCUUACAACACUACGUCGCCACCGCCAAUCCCACCAAUUCCUCAGCAGCCAACGGCUGCACCUCUGACCCCACAGAAGACUGGGCCCGCACCCCCAAUCAGGUUUGGUGUCAAGCAUGACGCUCCAAAGAAGCUCGCUCCCCAGCCGACAGGUCUCCGGGCUAAUCUUGCACAAGCCACGCCCACAAAUCCGUUCGGUUUUUAA
This is a messenger RNA of Aspergillus nomiae NRRL 13137, 4938 nucleotides long. Its product is annotated as cytoskeletal protein-binding protein SLA1. The transcript is spliced from 9 exons. Gene Ontology annotation, molecular function: protein-macromolecule adaptor activity; identical protein binding; cytoskeletal protein binding. Gene Ontology annotation, biological process: endoplasmic reticulum unfolded protein response; retrograde protein transport, ER to cytosol. The coding region runs from base 1 to 4938 and encodes 1645 amino acids. NCBI's taxonomy places the organism in Eukaryota, Fungi, Ascomycota, Eurotiomycetes, Eurotiales, Aspergillaceae. Gene Ontology annotation, cellular component: endoplasmic reticulum lumen. The record is from RefSeq and is a predicted model, not a curated record.